Pectinophora gossypiella (pink bollworm) is the source of this 1303-nucleotide messenger RNA. RefSeq lists its product as uncharacterized. NCBI's taxonomy places the organism in Eukaryota, Metazoa, Arthropoda, Insecta, Lepidoptera, Gelechiidae. The record is from RefSeq and is a predicted model, not a curated record. Bases 155 to 1303 code for a protein of 382 amino acids. The transcript is spliced from 2 exons.
CUAAUUUGUAUUUUAUAUAAUAUUUCUAACUGGCUUAAAAAUAAGCAUAAAUGUCGUUUCUUUGAUUACAGAGCAACACAUAAUCUUAUUAUAUUAGCCAAAAUCCAUAUAAAUCUUAUAAAACGACAUAUUUAUAUACAAAAGUCGCUUAGAAAUGGAGAAAUUACGAUUUGAAUUUACAUUACUGCCAUCAGAAGACCGAAAAUCAAAUAUUUUGUGCAUAACCUCAAUCACUACAAGUGAGAACAAAAUAUAUGCUAUACCGCUGGAACUUCAAGCUGCUGCUUAUCAUAAAGAAAUAACAAAAACAACUGCUUAUGCUAAAAUUAAAAACAGUUUGGCAAAAAGACAUCAGAUAAGAAGAGUUUGGAUAACAAUGACGGAAGAACUAAGUAAGAUUUAUAUGGAUGAAGACGGUAAUUUACAGUUUGGAAAUCAGUAUUUAGAAGAACUGGACCAUCAAGAAAAAAUUGCUGUCUCACAUCAAGAAGGAACGAGUACAUUAGAAAAGUUAUUAGAGAAAUUUAUGGAAAAAACACAGGAAAGUAAACAUCAAAGCUUAAAACAUAUUGCAGAAAAGUUUGUAAUUGAAAAAUUUACAAGCAAAAAUUCAAAUGCAAACCUGUGGAUCGAUACUUUUGAAAAAGAAUGUGAACGUUUCGAAGUAACAACAGAUGAGAAGAAGAUUGAGAUAUUGAGAUUAUUUAUGGACAAGAGUUGUGCAGACUGGUACAGUUCCAUGCUAAUAAGAUUUACAAUGAAUGCAGAAUGGUCAAUGUGGAAAGCAAAAUUUUGUGAAACAUUUACAAACAAAGGAUGGAACCCAGUAACAUAUGCACUAUUAUUUAAAUAUAAAGAUGGAUCAUUGUUGGAUUAUGCUAUAAGGAAAGAAAAACUUUUACUGGAUAUGAGAAGAACAAUAGAUACUGGUACCUUGGUGGAUCUUAUUGCAACUGGUUUACCAGAAUUUAUACUAAACAAGAUUAAUAGAGAAGCAAUUAAAGACACCAUUGAUUUAUUCAAUGAGGUAAGCAAGUAUGAAAACAUGAUAAAUAAACAGAGUUAUGUUGUAAAAAGAAGGUAUGGAUAUGCCAGCCAAAGCCAAAAUCUAGCAGAGAAAAUUGAGGAGAAAAAAGCAUGUAAAAUAUGUGAGAAACUUAACAAAGGCACACGUUAUCAUCCUGAAGCUAUAUGUUGGUUUAAAACAAGAGAAAAUGAAAAGAUAAAAAAGAACUUCAUUAAACACGUAAACAAUUCGGUGAUAGAAGCGGAAUUAAAUGAAACUGAACAAAAAAACGAAUAA